Caenorhabditis sp. 36 PRJEB53466 is the source of this 909-nucleotide messenger RNA. NCBI's taxonomy places the organism in Eukaryota, Metazoa, Nematoda, Chromadorea, Rhabditida, Rhabditidae. The record is from the annotation of a GenBank genome assembly.
AUGCGUAAAUCGAAAAACCAAUGGGCAGUUUCUCCUGAAACUAUAAUGUCGCAUCAUUUUCGGUUAGCGAAAGGAAUUCCACAUGUGGUGGAUGCGACACCGCCGUAUUCCAUGUAUAAUAGUCCAAUUAGUGAGUGAAAAGAACGAAAGGUCGUGCAUUGAAAUGUCUUUUUUGCAGGUGUGCACUACUUGCCGAAGCGUGCCUCAUCUGCCGAUCCAUUUCGGAGGAAAGCGAUGAGUAAAUCGCAGCGAGAAUUGAAUGAUUUCGUGAAUGGCCGCAACGAAGACUCGCUCGGACUGCGGCUUCCUCUUCCGAUCAGAUCCAGUCUGACGGACUUGGUGAAGCCGAAACUGCUCGAGAACCGAAAUUAUCAGCCGCCGAGAAGAAGAACUGUAAGUUUGAAUCGUUUCCUUUCACACUUGUCUAUCUUGUGUUACAGGCCUCAAAAGCUCCGGCUGAGAAUCGAGAAGACGCGAAGAAAAACGAGCGAACGAUGCGAAUCAAUCAGUUCAAAGACGCAGUUCUGACCGAAUUGAUUCAAAAUGGAAUGUUCUCGGACAAAAUGAUUCUGAAUUGCAUCAAGACACACAUGGAACGCCUUGCGGGCAGUGUUCCUUGGAGUGAUCUGGAGAAAGCGGCCGACGAACUCAUGGAGCACAUUGGAAUCAAUCCGGAAGAGAAAGAAAAGGGAAGAGGAAGACGGAGAAUUUCGAAAAGUCGCGGGUCGGAUAAGAAACCACCGCUGCCGUUCAAAUUGGAAAGAAUCGCAAGUCCCAAGAGCCUCGAGUCACUUUCCUCCGCUUCUUCCAGCUCUUCAAAGUAAGAAACACACACCCAACCCUCAAACUUUAUUUGAUUUCAGAACAUACUCAUCGUCGUCAGGUUCCAAUUCAUCUGGAAGCACUUAG